Molecule: messenger RNA, 747 nt
Organism: Marchantia polymorpha subsp. ruderalis
Lineage: Eukaryota; Viridiplantae; Streptophyta; Marchantiopsida; Marchantiales; Marchantiaceae
Source: the annotation of a GenBank genome assembly
AUGCCUGAUAGAGUCCAAUUGUCCAUAAGACACGGCAAGCCGAAGCAUGACGCCUGCUCCUCGACCGCCCCCGCUCGCCCAGCGCUGCAGAUCUGCCUUCGAGAAUCGGUGCACCAGCGCCAGCGCUCGGAAAUCGACCCCAAUUCGGCGCAAUUCAACUCUCGUCGAACGAGCCCUCGAGGCUGGCGAACACAACGGCAGCCCCCGCGACGGCAGCCCCGCAUAAGCCUUGGACCAGAAGCCGCGUCGUGCGCAACGUCCCAGCGACUCGCCGCUCGGUGCCCUCGAGCACGGACGCGCCCAGCGACAGGACCCGAUUCCCCCAGAAGGUGGCCCAGUACAGCAGAAACGAGCCGAAGGCCAAGCUCAGGAACACCGCCAGCAGGCACGCCUUCAGCGCCCAGUUCGUCACCGUGUUCAGACCGCCUGAGCGCCCGCCGUCCCUCCGCUCCGACUCCACCUUCGCAAGGCCGUCCGGCGUCGCAAACGGCCCCGCGCCCGAGUCCCCGUCCCCGUUCCCUGGUCUCCUCCUCCUCCUCGGUCAGCCCACCACCACUUCCGACGAACGCUCGCUCGCUGCCUCGCUUCCCCGUCCGGCUUUCUAAGGUCCGCGCUCAUCGACCCGACUAUCUCGACCCGAGGGUCGAGGACCACGAGGCGGCGCGGUGGCCGUGUCUCUAUCUGCCUCGCGUCCCUGCUGCCCCCGCCAUGGAUGGGCAUCCGUCCGCUGCUUCUCGGCUAUACUAG